UUUUUCUCGUGUUUACACAACAAUAAAACACACUUUACAGUUUAUUAAAGCGACAAUCUGCGACUAGUUUCUGCAUUGAGUUCACCUCUAUCUGUGUGUCUGCUGACCAAAACAACACAGCAGGCAGAGAGGAGCUCUGAGAGGACAAUAUGAGUGAAUGUGUUUGAGUUUUACUUUGUUGGUGUGUUUAAGUUUAUCAGCGUUUCUAUGAGCAAUAUCUGAAAGUAUCUGAAUGGAAACAAUGCUCUGCCGCCAUCAGUGAAAGACAAAGACAGAGUUUAUUGAAGGACAGUGAGAAGAUGAGUGAUCCAGAACCCUGCAGAAUUAAACAGGAAGAGAUUGAAGAACUAAUAGAUGUGGUGGUGAAGGAGGAGAGUGAAGAACUGAGUGAAGAUGAGGAGAAACAUCAUGUCAAGAGGGAAGAAGAACUCACACAAACACUGGACAUGGUGUUUCAAUGGAAAGAACAGCUGUGAACUGUUUUACCUGCACUCAGUGUGGAAAGAGUUUUAGCCACAAAUGCAGUCUCAAGCGUCACAUGCUGAUCCACACUGGAGAGAGACCACACAAGUGUCCACAAUGUGACAUGAGAUUUAGGUAUUUAGGAAACCUGAAAACACACAUGAUGAUCCACACUAAAGAGAAACCUCACAAGUGUUCACACUGCGACAUGAGAUUUACUUAUUUAGGAAACCUGAAAACACACAUGCUAGUCCACACUGGAGAGAGACCUUACAAGUGUUCACACUGCGACAUGAAUUUCAAUAAUUUAGCAAACCUGAAAAGACACAUGCUGCUCCACACUGGAGAGAAAACACACCAAUGUGAUCAGUGCAGCAAAACAUUUAAGAGGCCUGCAGAUCUGAAGAUCCAUCUUAGAGUUCAUACUAACGAGAGGCCGUAUUCAUGCUCUGAGUGUGGAAAGAGUUAUACAAUGAAAUCGACUUUAAAAAACCAUCAGAAGACCCACACUGGUGUGACCGAGUUUGUCUGCGAAGUUUGGGAAGAUUUUCAUUUCAGCAAGAGCCUUGAAAAUGCACCAGAGGAUUCACACUGAAGAGAAAACUAGUAUGUGUUCACACUGCAACAAGAGAUUCAGACUGGCCGGUACAAUUAAACAUCACAUUUGUACAUACCUUUUGGGAAAUGACUGCAUUUAUCUGCACUGGACUGUUUUACAUUAUCCUUAUAAAUAAACCGUCUUUUUACACUUCCAAA
Messenger RNA from Danio rerio (zebrafish), 1218 nucleotides. Its product is annotated as zinc finger protein 1156. The record is from RefSeq and is marked provisional. Gene Ontology annotation, cellular component: nucleus. NCBI's taxonomy places the organism in Eukaryota, Metazoa, Chordata, Actinopteri, Cypriniformes, Danionidae.